UACCUCGUCAACUGGCGCAAGGGCGGGGCCCGCACCGGUGCCAACGCCGGCAAUUUCGCCCUUGUUGCUGCCGACGUGCUGCAACGGAGGCAAGGGCUCGCUUCUGGUGGAUUGACGAUCAAGGACGUCAACGAUGCCCUCGAUCAACUGGCUUCCCGAGAAAAUAGGGGAGAGAAAACUGCUGUCCUGUCUGACCUUAUUAAGAAGACCAAUGCUGUAGAAAUGAAGUGGAUACUGAUGAUCAUUCUUAAAGAUUUAAAGCUAGGCAUUAGCGAGAAAAGCAUUUUUCAUGAAUUCCAUCCUGAUGCUGAAGACCUGUUCAAUGUCACUUGUGACCUGAAAUUAGUCUGCGAGAAGCUGAAAGAUCGCAGUCAGCGACAUAAGCGGCAGGAUAUAGAAGUUGGGAAAGCUGUUAGGCCUCAGCUAGCUAUGCGUGUUGCUGAUGCUGCUAGCGCAUGGAAGAAGCUUCAUGGAAAGAAUGUCGUUGUCGAGUGCAAAUUUGAUGGUGACCGCAUUCAAAUCCAUAAGAAUGGAUCAGAGAUACACUACUUCUCACGGAAUUUUCUUGACCAUUUGGAAUAUGCACCUGGCAUGUCCAGCAUCAUUUUGCAAAAUAUCCAGGUUGAUAGGUUUAUAUUGGAUGGUGAAAUGCUGGUCUGGGACACCGCAACUAAUCGUUUUGCAGAGUUCGGCUCCAACCAAGAAAUAGCAAAAGUGGCUAGGGAAGGAUUGGAGAGUGAUCGUCAGUUAUGCUAUGUUGCUUUCGAUAUUCUUUAUGUUGGAGACACUAGCGUUAUUCAUCAGAGCUUGACAGAACGGCAUGACCUUCUACGGAAAUUUGUAAAACCUGUGAAGGGUCAGCUAGAAAUUUUGAUUCCUGAUGGCGGUCUUAACGACCUUCGUUCACCAGGUGAACCUUGCUGGUCUAUUGUUGCUUACAGUGUUGAAGAUGUUGAGAGGUUUUUCAGGGAAACCAUUGAGAAUAGAGAUGAGGGGAUUAUAUUAAAAGAUCUUGGUUCCAAAUGGGAGCCUGGUGAUCGGAGUGUAAAAUGGAUGAAAUUGAAGCCUGAUUACAUACAUGCUGGUGCAGACCUGGAUGUCCUUAUUAUAGGAGGAUAUUUUGGCUCUGGUCGACAUGGAGGGGAGGUAGCUCAGUUUUUAGUUGGUCUCGCGGAGCAUUCAGGCUCUAGCGGUCACCCAAAACGAUUUAUUUCAUUCUGUCGUGUCGGUACGGGUCUCUCUGAUGAGGAGCUUGAUGCUCUCACCAACAAAUUGAAGCCUUACUUCAGGAAGAAUGAAUACCCAAAGAGGCCCCCUCGAUUUUAUGAAGUAACAAAUCAUUCGAAGGAGAGGCCGGAUGUUUGGAUUGACAGUCCUGAUAAGUCGAUUAUACUUUCUAUAACGAGUGAUAUCAGAACGAUUAAGUCUGGGGUAUUUGCUGCGCCAUAUAGUUUGAGAUUCCCACGUAUUCAACGUGUGAGAUAUGACAAACCAUGGCAUGAGUGCCUUGAUCUGCAAUCAUUUAUGGACUUGGUACAUUCAAGUAACGGAAACACACAGAGACCUGACCAUGGAGCUCCGCAGAACCAAAUCUCUAAACAUCUCAAAGCCACCAAACCAGUGAAAGGAGAGAAGAAAAAUAUUUCUGCCAUUCCUUCUCAUUUCAAGCAGACUGAUGUCUCGGCUAUAAAGGGGGAGACCUUUAUAUUUGCUAAUAUGAUGUUCUAUUUUAUUAAUGUCCCUCCAUCUUAUACUAUUGACCAUUUUCACAAAAUGGUUGCUGAGAAUGGGGGAAAUUUCUCAAUGAAUCUCAAUGAUUCAGUUACACACUGUAUUGCGGCUGAGAAAAAAGGGAUUAAAUAUCAGGCAGCCAUGCGUCAAGGGGAUAUUAUUCAUGUUUCUUGGGUCUUGGAUUGCUGUGCACAAAAGCGGCUCAUACACCUGCAACCCAAGUAUUUCCUAUUCCUUGCUGACUCUUCAAAGAGCAAGUUCCAGGGGGAGAUCGAUUCAUUUCUUGAUUAUUAUUACUGGGAUCUAGAUAUCACGGACAUGAAACAGAUUUUCAGCAAUAUGAGUGGGUUAGAAAACCUCAAAUCCAUCAGUUAUUACAAAAAGAAAUAUUUUCCAAUGGAAUCAAUGUGCGUGUUUCAAGAUUGUCACAUUUUCUUCUAUGAAAUGCCUAUUGUGAACAAGGACUUGAGAAUGGUAUCAGAGCUUGCUCUCAGGAGGAUGAGACUUGACAUUACUAUGCGUGGAGGUGAAGACUGUGACAACCUUGCACAUGCUACACACUUAGUGGCUUGUUCAACCCUGGGAUCCCACAACUUUGAUGAAUUAUAUAAAAGUUUCCCAACUGCUGAGAGGCGGAGGUUGCAUAAGAAAAGGUUACAUGUUGUGAUGCAUCAGUGGUUGGAUGAUUCCUUAGCAAAAGGCAAGAAGUUGCCGGAAGAUGCUUAUAAUUUAAAGCCAGAUACCUUACAGGAUCUUGAAUUUGAAGAAAGCAAAGAGGAUAUCCAGGUUCCUUCCACCACAAGCGAAGUAGAAAGGCGGAAAGUUUCGGAGCCAGUUGACACAGGUGAGAAACGGAAAAGAGGGAGACCGAGAGGGGCAAACACAAAAAGAGGAACAGCAGCUCCAAAGCCCCAUCGGAGGACCCGGGCAAGGAUAGGAAACCGUGCUGCCAAAUUAAACUCGGACGAAGCAGACAACAUCAAUCCUGUUGAUGAAUCUGAUGGUGGAGAAGCUGAUGAAUCGAUGGAGGAAAUUCAGAGUGAUUUAGAGGAAAAUGAUCGGAGUGAGGAAAAUAAAGAAAAAUAAGGGAAGAGAGUCGAAGAAUUUGAGGACAAGGAAAGAAAAACAGAGCAUGCAGAAGAAAGGCGCAAAGGUUCUGAAGUUGUAGCUGUUUCAGAAAUCGGGAAGAAGGGAGCAGGUGAGCAACUGGAGCAAAUGGUAGAUCCACUGCAAGCAAUGUUAUUGGAUAUGAUACCGACACUAAGUCAGAAAAGAGAAGGGACAGCCAGCUCUGUUGCCUCAGUCGUGGAAGGAGAGAAGAAAACAGAGACAGGAGAUCCUGAUGCUAGCGGUAGUAGCCCAGCGAAGAAAAAGAAGAGAGUUAGCUAUAAGGACGUUGCAGAUCAAUUGCUGAAGGAUUGGUGAUUGUGUGCGGCUCUCAACAUCUGUACGUUUUACGAAAUUUCCUUCCCCUUCUCCGGUGAUUGUGUGCGACUCUCAACAUCUGUACGUUUUACCAUAUUUCCUUCCCCUUCUCCUCAUGACCCCUGUGAAUAUUAGCUCUUGGUGUAGCAUCUGUCUCCUUGAGUGUUGUACAUUAAGAGGAGGUAGACGGUGUGCUUUUAGCAUGGUUUUUGUCACAGCCAGAAGAGCCAGUGUGCUUCAGCAUGAUGGUUUAAUCACUAAUUAAGGUUUUGCUAACUUCGCAAACGGGUUGGCAUUUUUUUGAA
Messenger RNA from Asparagus officinalis (garden asparagus), 3461 nucleotides. RefSeq names its product DNA ligase 4. Gene Ontology annotation, biological process: DNA recombination; double-strand break repair via nonhomologous end joining; DNA biosynthetic process. The record is from RefSeq and is a predicted model, not a curated record. The transcript is spliced from 27 exons. Gene Ontology annotation, molecular function: ATP binding; DNA binding; DNA ligase (ATP) activity. NCBI's taxonomy places the organism in Eukaryota, Viridiplantae, Streptophyta, Magnoliopsida, Asparagales, Asparagaceae. The annotation marks the transcript as partial. Gene Ontology annotation, cellular component: DNA ligase IV complex.